AUGUCCACGCAUGGCUGGGCUGAACUGGCCUGGAUCUGUAGAGGUGGAGGCUGGGGGGGGGGGGGGUCGUGCGUUAGUGAAGGGGCUCCAGCUGGACAGAAGGGCCGGGACAGAGACGAGAGAGGCCCCCGGGCGCUGACAGUGAGGCUCCAGGCCGGUCCAGUCCCCUCGCGGCUUCGACCAGAGGAGGGGGCCGCUUAUCUGGCGCUCCCCCCCCCGUGGCCCCGUGCCUUGGCUGCAGGAGGAGGCAGAUGCCAUGUGGGCCCCAGUGUGUCGUGUGUCUGUGGCCAGCCCGCAGCUACGUCACAUGACUUCUUUCUGUUGGCGUCUCUCUCCACACAGAGCGCAAUCCCGGCGAGUGUAGGCAUCACUCCGGACCUGACACCGGACGCGGCAGACCUCAGCUCCUCCGCGCCUCCACUCCGUGUCCUCCGCGCUCUCUUCUCCAAACCCGGGCGCGUCUUGACGAGUGGAGUCGUCCUUUUACGUCGCGCAGAGACACACGCAGAACCCCCACAUGACCAGAGGAUCCAUCUGCGCCAGACAAGAACGUUACGAAGUUAUGAAAACAUAAGGAAGUGUGAGGUCUCGCCCCAGAGCCUGCCCGGGCCCAGAGCCUGCCGGGCCCCAGGGCAGCAGGACCUGACAGAUAUGGCUCUCUCUCUGCAGAUGGGGAAGCAGCGGGUUCUGGGCUCCGUGGGUUUGGCUCCAGUCGCGGAGGAUGAGACCGAACAGAUGAGCAGAUUAAUGGGGAUUGAAGGAAGUGUGUAA
This is a messenger RNA of Knipowitschia caucasica, 771 nucleotides long. The record is from the annotation of a GenBank genome assembly. Lineage: Eukaryota; Metazoa; Chordata; Actinopteri; Gobiiformes; Gobiidae.